Molecule: messenger RNA, 1188 nt
Organism: Strigops habroptila (Kakapo)
Lineage: Eukaryota; Metazoa; Chordata; Aves; Psittaciformes; Psittacidae
Product: hydroxyacylglutathione hydrolase-like protein
Exons: 8
Coding region: 230-1078 (282 amino acids)
Molecular function (GO): hydroxyacylglutathione hydrolase activity
Source: RefSeq, a predicted model, not a curated record
CUGGGGAGGCGGGACGCGCCCGAGCGCUGCGGGAGGGGCCGCAACGGGGCUGCCCGCAGGUACUGGCCGCGUCAAGCGUGGGGCCGCCGGGGGGGGGAACACACGGACACAGCGACCCCCCCCGAGCCCGCACCCGCGGCUGCGCGGGGCCGGGACCCCCCCUUAGCGCUGCUGCGUGGGGCCGGGCCCCCCCCGCCCCGCGUCCUGCGGCCGCCGCUGGUGCGGGAGCAUGAAGGUGAAGGUGAUUUCCGUCCUGGAGGACAACUACAUGUACCUGGUCAUCGAGGAGAGCACCCGGGAUGCCAUCGCCGUGGAUGCUGCUGUCCCUAAAAGGUUGCUGGAAAUCAUCAGGAAGGAGGACGUGGUGCUCAGAGCCAUCCUCACCACCCACCACCACUGGGACCACGCGAGGGGCAACGAGGAGCUGGCGAGGCUCUGCCCCGGCCUGCGCGUGUACGGCGCCGAUGAGCGGAUCGGGGCCCUGACGCACAAGGUGACCCACGAGCAGGAGCUGACGUUUGGGGCCAUCCGGGUGAGGUGCCUCUUCACCCCCUGCCACACCUCGGGCCACAUGUGCUACUUCAUGUGGGAGGACGGCUCCCCGGAUGCUCCGGCUCUGUUCUCAGGUGACACCCUGUUUGUGGGAGGCUGCGGGAAGUUCUUCGAGGGAACAGCAGAGCAGAUGUACACCAACCUCACCCAAAUUCUGGGGGCUCUGCCAAAGGAGACGAAGGUGUUCUGUGGCCACGAAUACACCGUCCGGAACCUCAAGUUUGCCUUGAAAGUGGAACCAGAGAAUGAAAUAGUGAAGAAGAAGCUUGCAUGGGCCAAACAGCGGGAUGACGAGGACUUGCCCACGGUGCCCUCCACAUUGCAGGAGGAGUUCCUCUACAACCCCUUCCUGCGGGUCACGGAAGAGCCCUUGCAGAAGUUCACGGGCAAGACAGACCCGGUGGAGGUGCUGAGGACCCUCCGCACCGAGAAGGACAACUUCAAGAAGCCCAAGGAGCGGCCCAACCCUCCGGCCAUGCUCGCGUUUGACUGGGGCCUCUUCAGCCCCUUCCUCGAGAAGAAGUGAGCAGCCGUGGCACCACUGUCCCCAUCCUGGUGGGGGCUUCUCCUGGGCUGUGUCCAUCCGGCUCUUGCUCCCGUAAGACUCGGCACUUGGGAAGUGGAUUCUGUCUUUAA